Messenger RNA from Lachancea thermotolerans CBS 6340, 1749 nucleotides. RefSeq names its product Utp18p (gene UTP18). Gene Ontology annotation, biological process: rRNA processing. Gene Ontology annotation, cellular component: Pwp2p-containing subcomplex of 90S preribosome; small-subunit processome. Gene Ontology annotation, molecular function: protein binding. The transcript has a single exon. NCBI's taxonomy places the organism in Eukaryota, Fungi, Ascomycota, Saccharomycetes, Saccharomycetales, Saccharomycetaceae. Bases 1 to 1749 code for a protein of 582 amino acids. The record is from RefSeq and is a predicted model, not a curated record.
AUGAGCGCCCCGGUGGUUCAUUCGCAGCCAGUCCCUCCCCCGGACGAUGAGGAGUUAAUGCUCAGCAAGCUGGUGUUCGGCGAUACCUCUGACUUCAACGAAAACCUAUCCCAACUGCGGUCUUUGGACACCGAGUUCGGCGAUGCUGAUGAUGUCGAAAUGAUAGAGGCCAACAGCGAAGAGGAAAAUGAUGAGGAUCCCGAGCACAAUAAUAUGGACGCGAUCCAAGAUGAUCAGCUUUUUUUCGUCGACGAUGGCAUGACCGGCGAGGAGCAGGAUAAGGAAUCCGCAGAACUAGGCAACGGUAGCGACAGCGCGAGCGAGAGUGAUACCGGUAGUGAAUACUAUUCAGAGGACAGCGCCGUGUGGUCAGACUCGGAGGAUGAGCGUGUCGAGGUUGCCUUCACCACGUCUAACAGAACAAAGAAGCUGCGCAGCUCGUAUUCUGAAGGCAGGAUUAAAGGAAGAGACUAUGUCUCACGUCUGAGACAUCAAUUCGAAAAAAUAUACCCUCGUCCCAAAUGGGCAGACUCGGAAAGCUCAGAAGAGGGCCCUGGUUCGGACGACGAUUCAGACCGCGAAGACCGCGAGGAGGUUAUAAACGGCGAUCUCAAUGCGCUUUCUAGAAUCUUGCAAAGCACUUACAAUUACAGAGACACAUCCAGUCGUCUUCUACCUCCCAGUAGUCUGGACAUUACGCGGUUGAAAGACGCAAACGCUGCUCAUCCAUCGCGAGCUGCCGUCCAGUCUCUCUCAUUUCAUCCUUCAAAACCCCUGCUUUUGACCGGUGGCUACGAUCGUACCUUGAGAGUUUACCACAUAGACGGAAAGAACAACCACUUGGUAACAAGCUUGUACCUAACUGGUACUCCAAUACAGACUUGCUCUUUCUACGUCAGCCCUUCGCACCAAGAGCAAAGAAUAUUUACCGCCGGUAGAAGACGUUACAUGCAUUCGUGGGAUAUCUCAGGCACAACUCCCCAGCAGUCCAGAAUCGAAAAGAUCUCAAGAAUGUACGGCCAUGAGGCUACUCAGCGCUCGUUUGAGAAGUUCAAGCUUGCACAUGUGUGUGCACAGUCUGGAAAAGCACAUGGUGUAAUUCUCUUACAGGGUAACAAUGGUUGGGUUAACGUGUUACAUGCAACCACCGGUGUCUGGAUGAUAGGCUGCAAGAUCGAAGGCGUCUUGGUUGAUUUUUGCGUUGACUACAAACCAAUCUCCAACAACAAGUUCCAAACCAUUUUAAUCAUGGUUAACACAUAUGGUGAGAUCUGGGAGUUUGAUUUAGCAAAGCAAGGAGAGGUGCUCCGUCGGUGGAAGGACGACGGAAGCGUAGGUGUUACAACUGUACAAACAGGAGGUGGUAAUAACUCUACACAGUUGCUGCCCUUCAAGAAAAUAAGGCAUAACAGGUGGCUGGCGAUCGGGAGUGAGAGUGGAUAUGUGCAUGUUUAUGAUAGAAACUCGAGUAGUGCAGAGCCUGUUGCAAAGCUAGACCAGCUCACUACCCCAAUCUCGUCAUUGGCCUUCUCUCCAGAUGGCCAAAUACUGUGCAUGGCGUCUAGGGCCACGAAAGAUGCACUGAGGCUGGUUCAUCUACCAACUGGCAAAGUAUUUUCCAACUGGCCAACGAGUGGAACGCCACUUGGCAAAGUUACGAGCGUAGCUUUCUCACCUCGCGGUGAAAUGCUUGCUGCUGGUAACGAACAAGGCAAGGUGAGACUGUGGAGAUUAAACCACUACGCAUAA